UCCAGGCGGGUGGCGCUUGGCGGGUUCUCGGCCGCUGGGUUCCGUCUGGGAACGGGGCUUUCCCCCCUGCGGUGGUUUGGUCGCUGCCGCGGGUCCUCAGGGUUGAGCUUAAUUUUUUUUUUUUUUUCUUCACUGCGUUAUUCCCCUUUCGUAAUCCCAACCGCAGCUGGGCUCUGAGCUCCGAGCGGCCAAGGGAGAUCCAAGGGAGGGGCGGGACCUAGGUUUGAGUCGGAGGCUGGAAUUGGUAGAGGCUUGCUGCGCUGGAGGGAUAUGGCUCAGAGUUUGUUUUGUGUCUUUUCCUUGAUGCCAUAUGGCCUGUGAUGCCCAAGAGUGAAGCUGCCCUAGACUUAGUACUUCCAUCCUGGCUGAGGUGGUCGACGCAGUGUCACCAGAAAGUGAGAACAGACGUUUGAAUGGCACUUUUGUAGCCGGCAUUGCAAGGAGUGGAUGCCAGCAUGAUUGAGAUCUGACCAACUGUGUCAAUACUUCAGGUGUGGAGGAAGGGCCUAACGUAGUUAACAUCUGCUGAGCUACCAUGGCAGCGCCGUCUGCUUUGGUGCCCUCCUCAAUGAUGUCUCUACCACAGAUAAUUGAGGUAAUGCAUAGUCCUUUCCCUGAGCACCUGUGUGACUGGUAGAGGAAGAUGAGCUAGUUAACUUCACUGGGAACAAGUCCACAGUCAUGAGUGAACCCCAGUGCUACUACAAUGAAAACAUUGCCUUCUUUUAUAACCGGAGUGGAAAAUACUUAGCCACUGAAUGGAACACUGUCAGCAAGCUUGUGAUGGGACUGGGUAUUACCGUCUGUAUCUUCAUAAUGCUGGCCAACCUCUUGGUUAUGGUGGCUAUUUAUGUCAACCGCCGCUUCCACUUUCCUAUUUAUUACUUAAUGGCCAACUUAGCUGCUGCGGACUUCUUUGCAGGGCUGGCCUACUUUUACCUAAUGUUUAACACGGGACCCAACACUAGAAGAUUGACUGUAAGCACCUGGCUUCUUCGCCAGGGUCUCAUUGACACUAGCCUGACUGCCUCUGUAGCCAAUUUGCUGGCCAUUGCUAUUGAGAGGCACAUUACAGUCUUCCGAAUGCAGCUGCAUACUCGGAUGAGCAACCGACGAGUGGUGGUAGUAAUUGUUGUCAUCUGGACUAUGGCCAUUGUCAUGGGUGCCAUACCAAGUGUCGGCUGGAACUGUAUCUGUGAUAUCACUCACUGCUCCAAUAUGGCGCCACUCUAUAGUGACUCUUAUUUGGUCUUCUGGGCAGUUUUCAACCUGGUCACUUUUUUGGUCAUGGUGGUCCUAUAUGCUCAUAUCUUUGGGUAUGUCCGCCAAAGGACUAUGAGAAUGUCCAGACAUAGUUCUGGGCCCCGCAGAAAUCGGGACACCAUGAUGAGUCUUCUGAAGACCGUGGUCAUUGUGCUUGGUGCUUUUAUAAUCUGCUGGACCCCAGGAUUAGUCUUGUUGCUCCUUGAUGUUUGCUGUCCUCAGUGUAAUGUCCUGGCCUAUGAAAAAUUCUUCCUGCUACUUGCUGAAUUCAACUCUGCCAUGAACCCCAUCAUCUACUCCUACCGGGACAAGGAGAUGAGUGCUACCUUCAAACAGAUCCUCUGCUGUCAGCGCAGUGAGAAUGCCAACGGCCCCACCGAAGGUUCUGACCGCUCUGCUUCGUCGCUCAAUCACACCAUCUUGGCUGGAGUACACAGUAAUGAUCAUUCCGUGGUUUAAAAAGGAACUGAAAGAUCAAAAAGAACCGCCGAGAAUUUUUAUUGAUGGACGAACAAUAACAGGCUCGAAAACCACAUAGAGAGGGCUGGGCACAAGGAAAGUAACAAACUCACAAGACAUUUUUAAAUACUAAUGGACUACAGAACUCUUUUUUUUUUUUCCAGAAGACGCACCCACGCACAACACCAACCACGUAUGCAGAACUGGCCAUGCUAUAGCCCUCGUCCUUUCUUAUACUUUCUGAAAGUAGAAAGCAGAUGCCUUGCAAUGGAAUUCAUAAGUAGCACUAGGAAAGUCUUAUUUAGACUACACUAACUAGACUGUCAGAAUAUGCUUUGUCUUGGUGCCAGUUGAAAUCAACUCUGAUUAAUUAAGCGUAUACCUGCUUCACUGCAUUUACAUGUAGACCCUUAGUCUUGUUUUUAAAAAAAGAACGCAUUUCAUUUAAUAGACACUUAAUAUUUAUCACCAUCCGCAUGCUUGUGAUGGACAUUAACUGUGCAGGGAGAAAAAAACAUGCUGUCGUCUUUGUAUUCUUUGCUACGAUACCAUAACUACAACAAAACAAAAAUAUUUUUCUAAUACAGGCCACAGGAAAAUGAUGGAAAUUCUGACUCUUCCUACCUUCUUCACUGGUGUGAGAGCACACUUGUUCUCUGUGUUGGUGGAUUAUUUUAAUUAGGAAAAAGAUGCUCAUUGUAAUGUCCACAGGAAAGUAGAAAAGCAUAGACUGUAUUACAGUGUUUGUUUAGAUUAUGAAAUAAACAGUACUCUAGUCACAAGGUAGUUAACUUUCUUUUCUGAAGUGUGGUCUUGAAAUAGGUAACAUACACAAGAGGUCCAAAGUUUAUUCAUGGUCAGCUCCUUAACGUAGGAUAUGUCUUUAAUGCUCUAAAAGAGACACAGUCCUGAGGCUAAACUGAAGCACAAGAGUGUUUUGUAAGAUGUAUUUAUGGUGUUGGAGUGUUUUUCCUCAUUCAUUGUGGAAUGCAAAGGGAUUUUUUUAAUGCAUAAUAUAGCGUACUUUGUAAACAUUUUUUUAAAAAAAGAAAUCUUUUUUUUUUUUUGCACUGAGAGAGAGACAUUUUUGAGGGUAUCUAAACAAUUAUUUACCCUUCAUCUCAUCAACAGUAGUUACUUGGAGCUAAGGUACAAUUUAAUUUUUUUAAUGAGACCAAAUAUAUAAUCUGUCAAACAACUGAAACCUCCAUUAUGAUAAACCAGCCAAAUAUCUGGACAUCUCAUACAUGGCUACUUUUAAGAAGAGAUACCACCUGUCCAAAUAUAAACUUGUAUGAAUUAUUAAAUACUAAUGAAAAUCCAUGGUCUGCCAUCAAAUAAAUUUUAGUGAAGAAGAGAUCUUUGUAUUAAAGAACUUGGGACCUUUGUAUGCCAAAUUACUUGUUUGUGUGUGUGCGCCCAAGUGUGCAUAACAAUGUAAUGGACCAUAAGUAAAGUUCAUGAGAGGCGGUUUUCCAUGUUGUUAGAUGCCUAAAUAAUAACUUGCUUGAGGUUUAUCAGUCAGUGUAAAGCUCUGGAAUGUUACGUAACAGGUGUUGGAAUACUGUCAUGAGGCUAUUGUGCAGAGGUGGAUAGAGUACGUAGAUUUAAGAAGGAUUCCUGAAAAAGGGAAUUCAGCACCAAGCAGGCAGAGAGAGCGUAAAGUUGCCAGUGUGUGUGAAAUCAAUGGGAGUUUUGCCAUUGACUUCAGUGGAGCCAGGAUUUUCACCUGUAAUGUUUAGCAGGUAUGCAGGGGCAAUGUGAAAGUGGGGGAGAUGAGAGCGGGCAGGUGGGCUUAGAGAAGGUGUCCAGGGAUCAUGCAUCAGUUAAACAAGGGACGGAUAUUUAUGCGUACUUUGUACAAAACACAUACAGCUAUAUUCUUUUCUGAGGUUGAGAACCAAUGAACUCAGAUUUUUCACGCAUGUAACUACAAUGAGAACUAGAAGAUGGGCUGUUUGAACUUAACGGGGGGAAAAGACCCUCCACGCUAAGCCACUAAUAAAGUUUUCUCAAUGAGUGUACAA
Caretta caretta (loggerhead turtle) is the source of this 3749-nucleotide messenger RNA. The record is from RefSeq and is a predicted model, not a curated record. Lineage: Eukaryota; Metazoa; Chordata; Testudines; Cheloniidae.